Messenger RNA from Oncorhynchus nerka (sockeye salmon), 10924 nucleotides. Its product is annotated as nuclear factor of activated T-cells, cytoplasmic 3-like. Gene Ontology annotation, biological process: calcineurin-NFAT signaling cascade; cytokine production; regulation of transcription by RNA polymerase II. NCBI's taxonomy places the organism in Eukaryota, Metazoa, Chordata, Actinopteri, Salmoniformes, Salmonidae. Gene Ontology annotation, cellular component: transcription regulator complex. The record is from RefSeq and is a predicted model, not a curated record. Gene Ontology annotation, molecular function: transcription factor binding; DNA-binding transcription factor activity, RNA polymerase II-specific; RNA polymerase II cis-regulatory region sequence-specific DNA binding.
GAAGGCUCUCCAGUGAGAGUCAGUUUCACCGACAACCUUGUCUGUCUUGUUGACACCAAACAGCGAUAAAUCAAUUUAAUGUUCGCAAGGACAAAAGAGUAGACUCGUUGUAGGACAAUCAAAAGUUUAACGAGCAUUUUAUUACCAAACGUCGCCGGGGAGAAAUAAUCAUUUUUGGAUUUCUAAUCAAGGAAGAAAAAGUAGUUCACGCUCGCGGGUCGAUUGUCCGCUACAAUUUUGAUUUGCUAAAUUAAACAAGUUUUGUUGUUUCAGUUAACGUUAGUUCUGUAAAUGUUGUGACAUUUAAAAUAGUAUUUUGCAUUAGCCGUCGUUCGUGUGACGGGUGAACCCGAGCUGUCAACCCCGAUGACUACUGCAAAUUGCACUGGUAAUGAGGAGCUGGACUUCAGGCUGAUCUUCGGAGAGGACGGCCAACAGCAGUCGCUAGGCCCCGCAGAUCUGGAGCCUGACGACAAUACGUCGUUCUACAUCCUCAAUGUGGGCCAGCAGUCCGUGGUCAACAACCAGUCUAUGGGUCAGUCUCGCAAUGGCAGCAUGCAGCCUCACUCCCACUCCCACUCCCAAGUCAUCAGCUCCUCCACCCAUCAGCGCCUGCAGUCCCACAAGGUGUACGACCCCAUUUAUGAGGUCCAGGACAAUGUCAACAAAAACAAAUCCAGCCCUGCAGGUGGGGGUGGGGGGCCUCCCAAAGCCUUUGAGUGUCCUAGCAUCCAGAUCACCUCUAUCUCCCCCAGCUGUCAGCAGGAGAUGGACGCUAACGAGGACAAUCUUAGAGGUAAUGAUGGGGACUAUCACCAUGGGGACCGGCCCCUGUCCAGGGACCACCUGUACCUGCCCUUAGACCACUCAUACCGGGACUCAACUCUCAGCCCGUCCCCCUGCAGCUCCCUGUCCUCCAGGAGCUGGUUCUCAGACGCCUCGUCCUGCGAGUCCUUCUCCCACGAGUACGAUGACGUGGACUCUGAGCUGAACGAAGCGGCUGCAAGGUUUACCCUGGGGUCUCCCCGCACCUCCCCUGGCUGCUCCCCUCACCCUGGGGUCCUGGAGGAGGGUCUGUGGGCUGGGCAUCAGCACCACCACCCUGCCUUUCACUCCUCCCACUCCCUCCCCCGAGUCUCCCCCUGCCACUCCCCACGCACCUCCGUCACCGACGAGAACUGGCUGAGCCCCCGGCCGCCGUCCCGCCCCUCCUCACGCCCCACCUCACCCUGUGGGAAGAGACGCCACUCCAGCGCAGACAUCUGCUACCCAAUGGGCUCCGUGUCCCCACACCACUCCCCGAUCCCCACCCCCGAGCCGUCCCCAAGGGGCAGCGUGACAGAGGACAUCUGGAUAGGAAGCCCCUCCAUGGGCAUGUUCCAGUGCUGCCCUUCCGAGGCAGACAUCCCCUCCAAGACUAGGAAGACUUCCCAGGACCGGACAUGCUCCAUGGGGGGGAAGGGGGACCUGGGCCUGGACGACUCUGGGAACGGGUCCCCCCUCAUGGACUCUCCCUCGGAAGACACCUUGCACUCCCUGAAGAAGGACGGGCCAGGGGAACAGUUUCUCUCAGUGCCCUCACAUUUCACAUGGAACAAACCCAAACCAGGACACACACCCAUCUUCAGGACCUCUUCCCUACCCCCCCUGGACUGGCCCCUGCCCCACCUGUUUGGCCAGUACGAGCUGAAGGUUGAGGUGCACCCCAAGGCCCACCACCGAGCACACUACGAGACGGAGGGAAGCAGAGGGGCGAUCAAAGCUGCAUCAGGUGGUCAUCCUGUUGUCAAGCUGAUGGGCUACAACGAGAAGCCUGUCAACCUACAGAUGUUCAUCGGCACGGCAGACGACCGCUACCUCAGACCUCACGCCUUCUACCAGGUGCAUCGGAUCACUGGGAAAACGGUGGCCACCGCCAGCCAGGAGAUCAUCAUUUCCAGCACCAAAGUUCUCGAGAUUCCUCUGCUUCCCGAAAACAAUAUGUCUGCCAGCUCCCCUCCCUAUCUCUGUUGCAGUAUUGACUGUGCUGGCAUCCUGAAGCUGCGGAACUCAGACAUUGAGCUGCGGAAGGGGGAGACUGAUAUCGGGCGGAAGAACACGCGUGUGCGAGUGGUGUUUCGUGUUCACAUUCCCCAGCCCAAUGGGAAGGUUCUCUCUCUACAGGCUGCAUCCAUCCCUGUGGAGUGUUCCCAGCGUUCGGCCCAGGAGCUUCCCCAGGUAGAGAAGGCCAGUCUGACCGGCUGUCUGGUCAGCGGGGGAGAGGAGAUGGUCAUCACAGGAUCCAACUUCUUCCCCGAAUCAAAGGUCAUAUUCCUGGAGAAGGGCCCUGAUGGACGACCCCAGUGGGAAGUGGAGGCGAAAAUCAUCCGUGAGAAAAGUCUAGGAUCGAGCGUCGUAGUGGAGGUCCCUCCCUACCACAGUAAGACCGUGACCUCGGCUGUUCAGGUGCAGUUCUACGUGUGUAACGGCAAACGGAAAAGGAGCCAAUCACAACGCUUCACUUACCUGUCAGUCCUGGUGAAGCAGGAGCACAACAGAGAAGAGAUGGAAGGGCCCCCUGCUGUGCCCCCCAUGCCCGGUAUGUCCAUGCCCCUGGCCCAUGCUGCCAGCCUGGUCCGCAGUACCCACACCCAGCUGCCUUCCCCUGAGCAGGGCCACCCACCGGACGGCCUUCUGUCCAGCUCUCCCCGGGGCCUGGCUGCGGGCCCCGGCUCCAGCCUCCAUACUCUGCAGCCUGCCUGCCCCCUCAUGGGCUCCCCCUCCUUCCAGCACCUGCCUCACCUCCAGGGCCGAGGCCUCCACACGCCUGCUGACUGCCACAUGACGUUCCAUCCGGGCCCAGCCCCUCCCAACAGGCCCUCCUACCAACACCAUCCUAUGCAGCAGAGUCACACCCACCCCAGCCACCUAAGCAACCUAAAUCCCAACCUGCCCUACAAUGGCCAGCCCAGCCUUUCCAUGAACACUGGGGCUCCGCAGAGCUAUGAGAGGAUGCCUUACCACCACCAGCAGCAGUCUGACCCCGGGGCCUCCCACCCCCACCCCAUGGGGCUGGGUAUGGUGUACCACUCCUCCCCAUCCACCUCCGCCCAGCAGGUCUCCAGCCCCCACAGCCCCAUCUCCACGGCCCCCCACAGCCAGCCCAUGACCCACUCAUCCCACUCUGCCCCUCACCUGCUCUCCAUGGGCUACCACUGCCCCCCCAACCCCAGCCAGGUGCCCUCGCCCACCCGCCUCAACCACACCAUGGGCCAGCCCUCACCCACCCACCCAAACCAUCCUAUGCAGCCCUCCCCCAGCUGCAGGAGCAAUGGGGGCUACCACCCCACCAGCCAGAGGUCUGCCUCCUGUCCCACUACCUCCAGUGCCCCUCCAGCCCACAUGGUUCCUUCGCCCCAUUCCGGGCCAUCCUCCCCCCAGCUCCACUCCCUACCCUACCAGUCGCCCACCUCCCCCCCCACCGGCAGCCCUCUGGGCCCCCCAGCACACAGUCCCCAGGCCAGCAGCCCUGUCAUGUCCAGCCUGUCCCCAGGCUCGUGCAGCAGCAACCCCGUGCAGCAGCACCUUGCCCCCCAGCAGAGCCCCUUCCCUAUGGAGGGGGAGAGUGUGAACAUCAAGCAGGAGCCGGAGGAGAGAGAGCCCACCUUCAGAACCAUCGGCCUGCAGGACAUCACACUGGACGACGUGAAUGAGAUCAUCGGCAGAGACAUGUCCCAGUCCCCUGGUGGCGGUGCCCAGUCGUAGCGCUGUCCGUGGCCAGGCCUCCACACACCCAGCUGGGCAUAGCAGUGUCCUCACCAGCCCCAACACCACCACCUCCACCACAGGACUUUACCUGCCUCUAGGCAGGACAGACUGGGCUGAGAUUCCCCUUUACACUUCAUGGACCUACCAGUCCACAAAAAGACCCUCCAGACACACAUGAACAAACCUUUCAUAACAGCAAAAGAGCUCAGAUUCACCCACCUACACAUGUACAGUGGGGCAAAAAAAGUAUUUAAUCAGCCACCAAUUGUGCAAGGUCCCCCACUUAAAAAGAUGAGAGAGGCCUGUAAUUUUCAUCAUAGGUAGACUUCAACUAUGACAGACAAAAUGAGAUUUUUUUUAUUUAUUUGCAAAUUAUGGUGGAAAAUAAGUAUUUGGUCACCUACAAACAAGCAAGAUUUCUGGCUCUCACAGACUUGUAACUUCUUCUUUAAGAGGCUCCUCUGUCCUCCACUCGUUACCUGUAUUAAUGGCACCUGUUUGAACUUGUUAUCAGUAUAAAAUACACCUGUCCACAACCUCAAACAGUCACACUCCAAACUCUACUAUGGCCAAGACCAAAGAGCUGUCAAAGGACACCAGAAACAAAAUUGUAGACCUGCACCAGGCUGGGAAGACUGAAUCUGCAAUAGGUAAGCAGCUUGGUUUGAAGAAAUCAACUGUGGGAGCAAUUAUUAGGAAAUGGAAGACAUACAAGACCACUGAUAAUCUCCCUCGAUCUGGGGCUCCACGCAAGAUCUCACCCCGUGGGGUCAAAAUGAUGACAAGAAUGGUGAGCAAAAAUCCCAGAACCACACGGGGGGACCUAGUGAAUGACCUGCAGAGAGCUGGGACCAAAGUAACAAAGCCUACCAUCAGUAACACACUACGCCGCCAGGGACUCAAAUCCUGCAGUGCCAGACGUGUCCCCCUGCUUAAGCCAGUACAUGUCCAGGCCCAUCUGAAGUUUGCUAGAGAGCAUUUGGAUGAUCCAGAAGAAGAUUGGGAGAAUGUCUUAUGGUCAGAUGAAACCAAAAUAUAACUUUUUGGUAAACCUCAACUCGUCGUGUUUGGAGGACAAAGAAUGCUGAGUUGCAUCCAAAGAACACCAUACCUACUGUGAAGCAUGGGGGUGGAAACAUCAUGCUUUGGGGCUGUUUUUCUGCAAAGGGACCAGGACGACUGAUCCGUGUAAAGGAAAGAAUGAAUUGGGCCAUGUAUCAUGACAUUUUGAGUGAAAACCUCCUUCCAUCAGCAAGGGCAUUGAAGAUGAAACGUGGCUGGGUCUUUCAGCAUGACAAUGAUCCCAUACACACCACCCGGGCAACGAAGGAGUGGCUUCGUAAGAAGCAUUUCAAGGUCCUGGAGUGGCCUAGCCAGUCUCCAGAUCUCAACCCCAUAUUGGAGGGAGUUGAAAGUCUGUGUUGCCCAGCAACAGCCCCAAAACAUCACUGCUCUAGAGGAGAUCUGCAUGGAGGAAUGGGCCAAAAUACCAGCAACAGUGUGUGAAAACCUUGUGAAGACUUACAGAAAACGUUUGACCUCUGUCAUUGCCAACAAUGACAAAGUAUUGAGAAACUUUUGUUAUUGACCAAAUACUUAUUUUCCACCAUAAUUUGCAAAUAAAUUCAUAAAAAUCCUACAAUGUGAUUUUCUGGAUUUUUUGUUUUCUCAUUUUGUCUGUCAUAGUUGAAGUGUACCUAUGAUGAAAAUUACAGGCCUCUCUCAUCUUUUUAAGUGGAAGAACUUGCACAAUUGGUGGCUGACAACUUUUUUUUUUUGCCCCACUAUAUACAUCAGAUUAUAAAACAGGAGAACACCGCAGGGUGGUGACAAACUGUAGGAUUAUUGGGGUCAGUGAGUGGCAGAAAGACGAGGAACAUGUUCAGUUGACUUCGGGUUCAUUUUUAGCAUUAGUUCUCUGUCCUGGGCUCAGAUCCGCAGAGUGAUCACCUCCUAAACGGUUUCUAAGCAGCUAAACUCUGCUCAGGGUGUCUGGAUGGAGUAUGUAAUAUACCCUCCCUCACAAUGUUGUCCCUAACAGUGUAGUGCUCAGUGAGGAACAAUAGGUCCCCUCAGUAGGAAUAAAGAAGGGUUGAAUACUGUACUCAUGAUUUUCUCACCAGCAUAGACCUCGACGGUACAAACACCCCGGUUGGUUGAGCACCCCCUGGGAGUGUAGAGGUAGUACUGCAGCCCCACUGCGACACCCCCAUCACCCUUGUCCUUCUUUGUCUCUGGUGCUGGACUGGGAUCUGUAAUAUGCAACAUUCCACACUUCUAGUGACCUUCCAGCCAUGUAGUGCCUUCAGAAAGUAUUCACACCCCUUGACUUUUUCCCCCAAAAAUUGUGAUACAGCCUCAAUUUCAAAUAUAUUAAAUGUAGACCUUUUUGUCGCGGGCCUACACGCAAUACCCGAUAAUGUCAAAGUGGACUUGUGUUUUCAGAAUUCUUUAUAAAUUCAUAAAAAAUAAAAAGCUGAAAUGUCUUGAGUGAAUAAGUAUUCAACCCCUUUGUAUUGACAAGCCUAAAUAAGUUCAGGAGUAAAAAUGAACUUAACAAGUCACAUAAGUUGCAUGGAUUCAACCACAAAGACCAGGGAGUUUUUCCAAUGCCUCGCAAAGAAGGCCACCUAUUGGUAGUUGGGUAAAAAAAAACAGCAGACAUUGAGCAUAUCCCUUUGAGCAUGGAGAAGUUAUUAAUUACAUGUUGGAUGGUGUAUCAAUACACCCAGUCACUACAAAGAUACAGGCCUCCUUCCUAACUCAGUUGCCAGAGAGGAAGGAAACGGCUUAGGGAUUUCACCAUGAGGCCAAUGGUGACUUUAAACCAGGUAAAGAGUUUCAUGGCUGUGAUAGGAGAAAACAGGAUGAAUCAACAACAUUGUAGUUAUUCUACAAAACUAACCUAAUUGACAGAGUGAAAAGAAGGAAGCCUGUACAGAAUAAAAAUAUUCCAAAACAUGCAUCCUGUUUGCAACAAGGUACUAAAGUAAUACUACAAAAAAAAUUGGCAAAGCAAUUAACUUUUUGUUCUGAGUACAAAGUGUUAUGUUUGGGGCAAAUCCAAUACAACACAAUACUGAGUACCACUCUCCAUAUUUUCAAGCAUAGUGAUGGCUGCAUUAUGUUAUGUGUAUGCUUGUAAUCGAUAAGGACUGGAGAUUCUUUUAAAUAAAAUAAUAAGCAGAAUGGAGCACAGGCAAAAUUCUAGAGGGAAAUCGGGUUCAUUCUGCUUUCCACCAGACACUGGGAGGUGAAUUCACUUUUAAUACAAUAAUAAUAAUACAAUAAUACAAUAACUUAAAACACAAGGCCAAAUCUACACUGAAGUUGCUUACCAAGAAGACAGUGGAUGUUCCUGAGUGGCCAAAUUACAGUUUUGACUUGAAUCUGCUUGAAAAUCUGUGGCAAGACCUGAAAAUGGUUGUCUAGCAAUGACCAACAACCAUCAACAACCAAAAGGUUAAUUGUUGCACAAUCCAGGUGUGCAAAGCUCUUAGAGACUUACCCAGAAAGACUCACAGCUCUAAUCACUGCUUAAGGUGCUUCUAUAAAGUAUUGACUCAGGGGUGUGAAUACUUAUGUAAAUUAGAUUUCUGUAUUUCAUUUUAAAUAAAUUAGCAAACAUUUAUAAAACAUGUUUUUACUGUCAUUAUGGGUUAUUGUGUAGAUAUUAUCCAUUUUAUAUUCAGGCUGUACCACAACAAAAGGUGUAAUAAGUCAAAGGGUCUGAAUACCUUCUGAAACCACUGUAUCUGUGUAUUAUUACUACUCUCCUCCUGACUCCCCAAUCCUCCUCUUCAGGUUGAACAAAUGCCUUAUAAACCUUGUUAAAUAGCAGCUUUGAAUGAUAGGAUGAUAAACACUUGUUUGUUUGUACAGCUGACUCUUCAUGCAGAGUAUGACUUAGAUUUUUAUAGGAAUGAGAUGGAUUUCUGAGUUUGUGAUAUGGAGACGCUUGACUUUCGAUGAAUAUGUUUUAUGCGAUGGAUAGAUGAACACUGGUUUUCUCCAGACCGAGGUAGCCCGUUAAGACAAGUAAAUAUAUAUAUGUAACUGUAAGUAGACUCGUUGGAGUUUAAUUAAAGGUGGUGUUUGAAUUAUCCACAGAGCAAGACGGACCUGUGUUCCUCUGAACUCUGUCAUGCAAUAACUAAAGAGUGUCUGAAAUGGCACCCUAUUCCCUGUAUAGUGCAUUACUUUUGGCCAGCAUACUGGUCAAAAGUAGUGCACUAUACAGGGAAUCGGGUGUAAUUGUGGAUGCACACUAACUGUCUUGAUGCCCUGGGCCCAGUUUUUCAAAACUUUUAAUCUGGAUAAGAAUGAUCCGGAUUCUGUAAUCCUUUUUUGCAAUCCAGGAUCAGAUUGAGCUGGCUGUUUUUGGGCCAGUUUUUCAGAAAAUAAUUAGAUAGAAUCAUUCUGAUCCACAACAUGAAGAUCACAGAAUCCAGAUUGUCAGUGCUUUCAACAGGCCUACACCUUUCCAUCUAGUGGACAGGUUAUGGUACUACUACACUGUCAUGGGGAAACAGAGAUGAGUAAACUACAUGAAUAAAAUAUGACACCUUUCCAUCUAGUGGACAGGUUAUGGUACUACUACACUGUCAUGGGGAAACAGAGAUGAGUAAACUACAUGAAUAAAAUAUGACACCUUUCCAUCUAGUGGACAGGUUAUGGUACUACUACACUGUCAUGGGGAAACAGAGAUGAGUAAACUACAUGAAUAAAAUAUGACACCUUUCCAUCUAGUGGACAGGUUAUGGUACUACUACACUGUCAUGGGGAAACAGAGAUGAGUAAACUACAUGAAUAAAAUAUGACACUUUUCUAAAUCCACCCUGAAUCCACCCUGAAUCCACCCUGAAUACAACCCUUCUAGUGGGAUCAACAUAAUCCACAUUUUAGGCAUCAAAACUAUCAUCAUCACCUUUUUUGAGUAAAAAAAAAAUGCAAAAACUACAUUUAAUCCUGUUUUAAUGGUCAGAUUGGAUUACCAAAUCUGGAGGAUCAGAAUAGUUGUGUUUUCUUUUGAAAAACCCAAUUCUAACAUGUAAUUUUAUCUGAUUGCAGAAAUCCAAUCAGAUAACUUUUGAAAAACUGGGCCCAGAGACUCUGCCUUCCACUUUGUAACAACCAUACCUUCUGAGGGUAAAGCAGCUUCAAUCCACAUACUAUUGGAAAUAAUAUAACACAUUGAAAACUGCAGAUUUAAACUGUUGAUAAAAGUAUUUUAUAGAUAGUCAUUUAUAUAUACUGUAUUUAUGUAUAGCCCCCCCCCACCACCCCUAAUGAACAAGGUUAAGUUUUUUUUUUUUUAUGACUUUCAUUUUUGUAUGUUGUUGGUUCUUCCAGGCCCCCUGUGUGUUGCACAUCAAGACAAUCACGACAAAUUAUCAUUUUGUCUUCAGGAUGGUACUUUAACAAAAAUAUGUAUUUGUCAAUCUUCCUCCUUGGGGAGACAUACAGACUGCGAAUGUAUGGAAUAUUGAUAGCAAUAAUAAAAAGAUUUUCAGUUUGCCUGAGAAUUACAACAACAAAAAGUCCAAAGAAAAUGACAAAACGAAGUGUUAAAAAGCAACAUAUUCCAGUCCAACAUCAUCAUAAGGAUGUUUACAGAAUGUGAUUCUGAAUGCUGGAUAGAUGUAUGUAUGUAUGCCAUACAUUACUUAGCCAUGCUGUAAUAUAACAUGUUGAUUGGUCUGGGUAGGAACAACUCCUAUUGCCUUAACAUGUUCUCUGUGAUUGGACAAUGAUAUAUGUAUAUUCUUGCAUGUAUAUUUUUUUCUCUGAGAGGAUGUUGCUAAUGACAACUGUCAAUCAUGUCCAAUCAGAAAUAGAAAAUAAUUCUGCUAUACACAAAAAACCUGCCUGAUGCCUUUAAAAACAUUUUUUUUUUAAAUUAAAAAAUAACCUUGAUGCCUAUAGUUGUAGAUGCAGCAGAGAUGCUUGGUUCUGUUACUUCAAGACUCUGUUUACACAGGUAGUUCAAUUCUGAUCUUUUUCUCACUAAUCAGAUCAGCUCUGAAAAAGUUAUGUGAUUGGUCAAAGAACCAAUUAGUGGAACAAAUAUCAGAAUUGGGCUGCCUGUAUAAACGCAGCCUUCUUGAGUAUCAGCACAAUACUUAUUAGUCCUGCAUACCAGAGGGCCAGUCAGUGAAUCUGCCUUGUAAAGGACACAGUGCAAGCGUUUUAGUAGAUUAUAUUAAGUUUGGAUGUGUGCGUUUGUACCCAAUAAACUGUAGAUAAGUGUUUUUUUUAUAAUGAAUUUCAGUUCUGUACAAUACAAGCACACAGAUGCAUUAGGCUACUAUGCAAACCAUGACGAAAGCAUCAUGACAACGUGAUAUUUGGCAUCGAGUACAAAAUAACUGGUUUGUUUGUAAUAAUCUCUAGUGGCUUUUGUUUCAUGUGUAAAACCUUUUCAAAUAGUGAGGAGAGAAUGUCACUAUUUGUUCAUUUAAACUAUAGGAAGGCCUUAACUCAUGUGUUGAAUAUGAAUUACUGGUUUGUUGUCUGUAUGCUCUUCUGGGUUAAUAAUUUACUUGAGAAUAUAUAUUUUGGACAGUAGGACGUUAGUUACAAGAGGAAGGGCUGGCUCUGGUGCUGCUUGUGAGACUGUUACCUGAUUCACAGUAUAGAGUUGAUCAGAACCGUACUGUGCUGGCUUGGAUGUUUCAUUUUCACAUGGUCCUUUCCAGGACAGUUCCAGCACUAUGUAGAUGUGUAAAAAGGGCAGCCCAGUACAGCUCAGCUUGGCUCUAUAGUGUGAAUGAGGCAUAUGAGUCCAGAAACAAGAGCAGCAUUAAAUUCAGUAACCAUUCGCUCUCUGCCAUCCUCUUCUGUAAAACCAAAGAUAAACAAUAUGUUCCCAUUUUACAUACCGGUAAAAAGCAACACAGACUGACAUUAGAACUCUAUUUUUGAUACUUUGAAAUGGAUGUCAUUCCUAACGGUUGGGUACAUAUAUCUAUAAAUAUAUGUUUUGUAAAAGAAAAGGGAAAUACAGGUUUUACCUGAUGUUUACAGGAACCUUGUAUUGUCAUUUCAUGUACAUUUUGUAUUUUAAAACCAUUUUGUAAUUUAAGACUGCAGUGCUUUUUGAAUGUAUUUAAAGGGAAUACCUUGCAUUUAGGCUCUUACAGUAGUGUAUCAAUAAAAAUACAAAUGUCAAACUUUG